AUGAAACUAAAAGAAUUGCCACCACCGUUAUUUUUUCAUUGCAUUUUUCAUAAACAUGCAUUAUGUGCCAAAAUUACAUCAUGGGAUUCAAUAAUGAAAGAUGUAGUGUUAAUUGUAAAUUUCAUACGAAGCAAUGGUUUGAAUCACCGACAAUUUCAAAAUUUUUUGGUUGAAGUAAAUGCAGAAUAUGGCAAUGUAUUGUACUCCGCAGUUAGAUGGUUAAGCAGAGGUCAUGUAUUUGAGCGGUUCUUGAUGUCACGUCAGGAAAUAUACGAUUUUUCGGAAGAAAAUGGAAAAGACGCUUCCAUGAUCAAUAAUCAAAACUUGGAUUUUUGA
Cinara cedri is the source of this 336-nucleotide messenger RNA. The record is from the annotation of a GenBank genome assembly. NCBI's taxonomy places the organism in Eukaryota, Metazoa, Arthropoda, Insecta, Hemiptera, Aphididae.